GCUUGUCCUUGCAUCAAUCAUCAUUUCUGGCCUAUUUCACCCAACCGAUCACAAUGGAGCAGCCUCAGAGCCUGCGAUCCCUCUUUGUUGCUGCAAAAGCAGAGAAGACUGACUUGGAGCACCGACCGGACUCCAAUACAGACGGUUAUCGCAAUGAUGUCAACGAAACAAUAGCCAAGUUCAAAGAGUGCCAGCGACAAGUUGAGAUGCUGUCGCUAUUCAGCUCCAACGAACCGCUGGACGAUAUCGCAACGGGGGACCUACAAUAUCUCACAGUAGAAUAUCUUCUUGCGGACCUCCUCCAAAGAUCCUAUAACUCGAACCGCGAAGCUACUCUCAUGACUGCUUUGCAGAACUACGAACGAUUCCUUACCCGACUUUACCACUACGACAUCCUAAAUGACAAAGACAAGAAGCUCUACGAGCGAUAUACGGCCAACCCUCGCUCUUUCACUCUAGUCCUAGCGAACGAUGCCGCCGCGCGCAGAGAGACCAAGAUAAACAGGUUUCGGGAAGAGAAGGAGCUGAAACAAAAGCUAGAGUAUUUAUCCAAUAAUCAAAGUACCCUCCAAAGCGACGACGAUGACGUUCGACGGCUCUACCUCGCCGAGAUCGAUCUGUACAUCCACCAAACAUUCCAGACGCUGGAUCUCCUCUCCCAAGAACUAACGAUGCUGUCGAGUAUGCGCAAUUUGCCAAAACCCGGAGAACAGCACCAGGACGAUACGCGAAGACGAAACGAAGAGGGAGAGUCAGCUUAUUCCGAGCGGCUGGACCCUCCCAUAUCACAACUUCUACAGGGAGGCAAGUUCGGGCCGAUCUUGAGUAAGGAAGGGAAACCAAUGCAGCCGUUUACGUUGCUCGAUCGCCGCACGCAGCUCCAGCAGGGCGUUUUCCGCUCCGGACAUAACCUGCCUACGAUGACCAUUGACGAGUAUCUCGACGAGGAGCACAGGAGAGGAAACGUCAUUGAGGGCGGAGGGGAACAAUCUGGCAUACCGCCUGAGGUUGACGAGGACGAUAUGGAUAAGGCUGACGAAGAGACCAUGAAAGCACGAGACUGGGACGAGUUCACCGAGGCGAACCCCAGAGGCUCUGGCAAUACGCUGAAUAGAGGCUGAUCUGCCUGGCGGUUGUGGACUCCACUAUGUCGAUACGGGGAGAAAACAUUAUCUGCCUUCUGGCGCACUUAUCUGAUAUGAUGCGACCGUUUCCAAUUUGAGGGAUAGAUCUGCGACACUGCAUGUGAUCAUAUGUACCAAGAGUGUAUCCUGAUCCGGCCACCAUUCACCAAC
Aspergillus candidus is the source of this 1295-nucleotide messenger RNA. Its product is annotated as IGBP1/TAP42 family protein. Bases 54 to 1121 code for a protein of 355 amino acids. Gene Ontology annotation, molecular function: protein phosphatase 2A binding. The record is from RefSeq and is a predicted model, not a curated record. The transcript is spliced from 3 exons. Lineage: Eukaryota; Fungi; Ascomycota; Eurotiomycetes; Eurotiales; Aspergillaceae. Gene Ontology annotation, cellular component: cytosol. Gene Ontology annotation, biological process: regulation of dephosphorylation; regulation of signal transduction.